This is a messenger RNA of Beauveria bassiana ARSEF 2860, 600 nucleotides long. Its product is annotated as PLAC8 family protein. The record is from RefSeq and is a predicted model, not a curated record. The transcript is spliced from 2 exons. Bases 1 to 600 code for a protein of 199 amino acids. Lineage: Eukaryota; Fungi; Ascomycota; Sordariomycetes; Hypocreales; Cordycipitaceae.
AUGGCUGAUCACAUUCAAGAACAAAAGGCUGUCCAGGAAAGCGCACCAGCUCAGCAGCAAGCCCCUGCACAGGCGAGCGCACCAGUUCAGCGAAACGGCGUCGUCAACGACCAAGACGUCAAGUUCUGGACGGAUAGGGCCAACGACUUUCUCGCCCGUCCAUCGGAGCACAUCCACUCCAGAUCGCCAAACGGCGCUCAGUCAUGGUUUGCCGGGUUCUUUGACUGCUUUAAUCCCAUUGACACAUGCUUGAUCACCUGGUGCCUUCCGUGCGUUACCUUUGGCCAAGUCCAGCAUCGCAUCCAACGUUCGGGCGAGCUUGAAGGAUUCGAACCCCUCAACACCAGCUGCUUGCUGCUCUGUGGUGCGGCCUGCGUCGGCUGUUUUUGCGUGCCGGUCGCGAUGCAGCGGCAAAUGAUUCGCGAAAAAUACAAUUUGGAGGGAAAUUGCAUCGAGGAUAUUGCGAGGACGUUUUGCUGUGGAUGCUGCUCCAUUGUGCAGCAUGACAAGGAAGCGCAGCAUCGCGAACGGCUCUUGCGCCAGGGCAGCGUCGACGAGCAGUACAAGACGACUCCUGGCAUGAGCUAUCCUCCUCAGUAG